Strongylus vulgaris is the source of this 780-nucleotide messenger RNA. Lineage: Eukaryota; Metazoa; Nematoda; Chromadorea; Rhabditida; Strongylidae. The record is from the annotation of a GenBank genome assembly.
AUGCCUGUCGAGAGCAGGUGGGUGAUCAUACCAGAAGCUUGUCUUAGUCAAACCUUAGUACUUCGCUUAUUUCAGCUUAAACGUCUUGAAGACUAUACACCACCGGUUACACUUUCAACACCAUUGAUUGUUCUUUGCUGUAUUCCUGUGAUUAUUAUCAUUCUUCUCACUGUUUUCGGCAAUUUGUUGGUGCUUUUCUUCAAAGCUCGUGUUGGUCGAACUAACACAACACUUCUUGUUUGGAAUCUUGGCCUUACCGACUUUCUUGUCGGCAUAAUUGUACUGCCUUUGGGAGCCACCCAUUUAGCCUAUAGAAAGUGGAUAUUCGGGCGAUUUUUAUGCCGAGUAUGGGUGGCCGCUGAUGUCACUUUUUGUACAUGCUCUGUGGUAACAAUCUGCGUAAUCUCUGUGGACCGAUAUUUGGCCGUAACAAGACCAUUGAGAUAUAAAUCCCUUGUCACGAAAACAAAAGUUAUACUAGUUAUGAUAAUUAUAUGGGUAUUUUCCUCGUCCAUACUUCUUACAACUGUUCGAUGGGAACAACCAAAGUGCUACGACGAUUCCAUAUGCUUCGCUGGAAACGAGAUACGUUACCUUGCUCAUAGUGUCGUAUUCGCAUUCUUUUUACCAGCUUCUGUAACAUUAACACUUUAUUGGCGAAUCUACAAACUCGCCCGAAAUCGUCAACGAGCGCUUGAUCUCUCAAAAUACUCUGCGAGUACAUUUUGGAAAGAACAACGGAAUGGUGGAACAUCAGCGGAGGGUGCUGAGGACACAUGA